AUUAAAUUUACAUCAAUAAAAUAAUCGGUCAAGUCAGCAGCAGUCAGUUUAGUUCUUCAGUGACCGCUGAACGGACGCGUUGUCACUGUAUAACAAGAAAAAAAAAACAUUUUUCGUCGAAUUAAUUCUAAUAUUUCGUGAAUAGUUUUAGAAAUUAAAAAAAAAGUGGUCGUGUCCAGUGGUUCAAAAGUUGGGAAACCUUUGCGUGUUUAAAUUAAAAAAAAAAAAACAAUAAACAAUCAUGGCGGAAGGUGACAUGCCUUUGGUCACAAGUUACGGUGGCAGCGAAAUUGAAUAUGGCGCGAACGGGACCAAAGUGUCAAAAAAUUCAAGGAUGUCAACCCUGCUGUUCUGGCAGGGCAAGGGCAAAGCCAACGGGUCGCCCAACGCGAGGAAUUGGAUCCAUGCACCAGAUGCGUUGAUCAAGGGCCAUGUUGCGUAUUUAGUUAAGUUCCUAGGCUGCACACAAGUGGACCAGCCCAAAGGCAUCGAAGUAGUCAAGGAUGCGAUAAAGAAGCUGCAGUUCACGCAGCAGCUGAAGAAAUCGGAGACCAAAGACGCUGCCAAGUGCAAGAAAGUCGAGAUCACCGUGUCGGUAGAUGGAGUUGCUAUACAGGAGCCGAGAUCAAACAACGUAAUGUACCAAUUCCCUCUACACCGGAUAUCCUACUGCGCGGACGACAAGGGCGCCAAGAAAUACUUCUCAUUUAUUGCCAAAGGUGGCAGUACAGUGAACGGCGUGAACGGGCACGACGGAAGCAGCACGGAGAAGCACGAGUGCUUCGUGUUCAUCUCCACCAAGCUGGCCUCCGAGAUCACGCUCACCAUCGGACAGGCCUUCGACUUGGCUUACAGGCGGUUCCUGAACGACAACGGCAAGUACAUGGAGAUGCAGAAGCUAACUCUGCAGAAUAAGCGGCUCGAACUACAGAUGAGCACUUACAAAAACCGCUUACAGGAGCUAUCAAAAAUAACGUACAAGGACGAUCUAACGGCGUACCUCUCGCGCAACAACUUAAACGACAUCGCGGAGUGGAAGCCGCCGCUAGAGCUGGAGAAGCAGAUCUCCUCUCUCACUCUCGCCAACGGCUUCAGCGCCAUGAACGGCACCAAGACGCCUGAUAUGGGUGCAGACGCCCUAUCAAACAACUCGACAGACACAUUCAACUCGUCAAACGACAACAAUCUGUUGCUGUCGACUCCACCACCUACACAUAAUGGAAAAUCUUCUCAAAGUGUAGGCAAAUUCCUUGGCGAUCUAUCAUCUAGCAAAAACCCGACCGUCGGAACGCGGCUAGAAAAUCUGCUUCUAAACUCAGACUCAGACAGUGAUUUCGACCCGCGCGCCUUUGAAUCUGAGCCGGUGACGCGUUUCACGUCCCCCGUCGUCGACAAUACUCAUCAACUCGCCUCCACUCCGCCUUUACUGGCACCACCACCAAAAGCAUCCAAGCGUCAAACUCAACCGCAACAACAACAAUCUCAACACCAACAACAACAAUCUCAACCCCAACAACCGCAAACUCAGCCACCAAUCCCACCACUCAACGGGAACGAUCUAUUUGGCUCAACGCCUUUCUCACUCCCAAAUCAAAACCAAGUUCAAAAUACGUCCCCUUUUGGAGCACAGAAUAAACCAAAUUAUGAUAUCAAGGAUUUUAACCUCCAAACAUCGGUUUUUAAUACAACCUCCUUUACAAAUGGACUUUCGGGCUAUGAUCCUUUUGACACUCAAAAGGCGGGAAAUAAUAUUUUCGCAAAUGGCUACGGUAAUGCGUUUAACGGUUUUGGAAAUCUCAGCGAGAAGCAACCUGUGGAGUUGGACAGCAACUUUAGCGGAUUCUUGGAUAAAACUAUUUCGGAGAUGAAGGAUGGAUUCAGCAGAGGGAUCACCUUUGGAAACGAUGAUUUUUCAAUAGAUAAUCUCGAUCCCCUGAAAAAGAAUUGAAAAUUAAACAAAAAUAUGAAAUAAUAUAAAAAAUAGUUACAAUUUUUUAGAUCUUUGUAUUAAUUCACACAACUUAGUGUAAAUUAAUGCAAUAAAAUGAUAUCUAUUUAAAAAAAAAUAUUAUUUCAAAUUUUAGUUUUUAAGUCGUGUUGUGUGAAUUGAGUCGACGAUUCGAAAAAAACUAAAUGUUGCCAUGUUUUGGUUACAAAUAAAUGAUUUUACGUGAUAAUAGAUAAUUCGCGAAUUAUGAAU
Maniola jurtina (meadow brown) is the source of this 2200-nucleotide messenger RNA. It is a transcript of the gene ced-6, whose product is annotated as PTB domain-containing adapter protein ced-6. NCBI's taxonomy places the organism in Eukaryota, Metazoa, Arthropoda, Insecta, Lepidoptera, Nymphalidae. The transcript has 12 exons. The record is from RefSeq and is a predicted model, not a curated record. Bases 242 to 1948 code for a protein of 568 amino acids.